Molecule: messenger RNA, 3262 nt
Organism: Coregonus clupeaformis (lake whitefish)
Lineage: Eukaryota; Metazoa; Chordata; Actinopteri; Salmoniformes; Salmonidae
Product: inner nuclear membrane protein Man1
Exons: 11
Coding region: 158-2965 (935 amino acids)
Biological process (GO): nuclear envelope organization; negative regulation of BMP signaling pathway
Cellular component (GO): nuclear inner membrane
Molecular function (GO): chromatin DNA binding
Source: RefSeq, a predicted model, not a curated record
GACGUGGUGGUUCUUAUAGCAGGUCAUUGAGCUGCCUGCCCCCUGCCUGUAGACAGCUGACUGACUUUGGUAGACUUUCUUCUUCUUUUUUUUCUUUCUGUCUGCUUCUGCUAUUUGUACGUCACUUCCGUCACAGCUUUUGAGUUUUCGAGCAAAGAUGGCGACGGCGCAGCUAACCGACGAGGAGCUUUUCUCCGAGUUAAAGCGCUUUGGGUUCAGCCCAGGCCCGGUGUCCGAGAACACGCGACCUGUUUAUUUGAAAAAACUAAAGAAACUGCGCGAUGAGCAGCAACAGAAAGGAACCAGGGCGGGGAAAAACCGAAACAGUGGCGGCGUCAACAACGGCACUAGUGGCGAUGGCAACAGCGGCUACACAGCGGCGGGAGCUUCGGGAGUCGGAGCCAGGCCAGCUAGCGGUGACGUCACGCACCUGAGCCCUAGCAGCCGGAGCCCCGGCGGUCGACCGGGCCUGAACGAAAAGCGAGCUGGCGGAGCGGGGAAGUUCGUUUUGGGCUUUAGCUCGGACGAAUCGGACGUGGAGGCCCCGCAGAAAAAACGAGGACCGAACCACAGCGGCAGGAGAGACCGAGGCUCCGCGUACCACCACCAACAACAACAGCAGAUCAGGCCUACAACGGGAGCUGCCACCGCCGCCCGAAAGAGCCUGGGAGUCGCUGUGAGUACCAGCAGCAACAAUUCCUCUCCCGCCGGGCUGCUGGAGGGGAGGAGAAGCGGACCCGGUUCUCUCGGCUGGGUGGACCGGGGAAAAUCGAGCCUCGAGGUCUCGCAGCCCGCGGAGGGGAAGGGUUAUGACGUAGAGCCCGAAGAGGAAGAAGAUUUCCAAGGGGAGACGGAGAGAGACAGUCGGUCUCUGAAUGGGAACAGGGCGUCUUACUCACUGAAUACCAGUAGUAAACUAGUCGGAGAUUACUCGGAUUCGGAGGAGGAGGAAGAAGAGGGAAUCAUAUCUGGGCAGGACCGUCAACGAGACCGCCGCUUACAGGUACACUGCUCCAGACGGAGUCACUCCUUCAAGUCGUCUCCCCACAGAAGUGCCAGGGGGUCAGAGAGCGGCCAGGAAAAGACUGCAGCCAUGGCAAUCAGGCUAAAUGACACGCCUGGCGCUAGUAGGAGUCGACUAGACAUGAUGGGAGGCCGAGGGGAGGAGGAGGAUGACGAGGACGAGGGAAAGAAGCGAGGCCCCGGCGAAUCGUCUCUGAGCGGGGGCUUGCUGCGACGCCAUUACCCCAGGGGGACCAUCUACGUGUCGGCUGUGAUGGGGGAGAGCGACCGCGGCAGCCCCGGGGAAAGCAGCGGCAACAAUUCCCCGUCCUCCGCCUACAACAAAAACCACGUCGACAGUGAGGAUGGCGCCACUAGCAGCAGCAGCAGCAGUAGCCGAUUCAGCAUCGGCCUGAGACCGCGAUUCUCCAACUACAACACUCUAUCCGCUACUUACCGGCCCAACCAUUCGAAUCAUAGCGGGCACAACCAUGCCUACAGCCAGUCGAGCCUCAAGCACAAACACACGGCGCCGGAGGAUGAGCUGCUCCAGCAAUUCAAGCGGGAGGAGGUGGGGUCGUCCACCGGUGGUUGGGGGUUCAGCGCCCACUACCUGUCCAUGUUGUUGCUCAUGGCCGCUUGCCUGUUCUUCCUCCUGCUCGGCCUCAUGUACCUCCGGAUGCGGGGGUCUGGAGCCUCUGAGGUCGAUGUUGUCAUUAAGAACCACCCGUUUGGCAGCGAGUUUGACAAGUCUUAUAACAAGACGGAGCAGGACACCAUUCUGAAACUCCUACUCAAACUUCAUGACCACCUGGCUAAUGUUGCUGGACAACAUGACUGUACAGACCCGGAGCAGCAGCAGGCCAACAGGAGUCUGUCUAUGGAGGAUGCCUCUGACUAUCUGAUACAGCAGAAUGAGGACUACCGUCACUGGCUACUCCUCUCUCUGGAGUGGAUCAUACGGUCAGGGGAGGAUGUUGGCAUACGGCUGAUCGGGGAUAACCCAGAGGAGACGGUAGCGGAGGUGAGUGAGGUGACUCGUCUGGAAUCGACCCACCCCAAAAUGUCCUUCUCCUGCCGCUUCAGAAGAGCCUUCUUUACAGUCAUCCACAGGCUGCUGCUCAUCCUAACAGUGAUUGGUCUGGUGUGGGGUGUAAUCUACUACAUGAAGUACCGUUGGAGGAGAGAGGAGGAGGAGACCAGGCAGAUGUAUGACAUGGUGGAGAGAAUCAUCGAUGUUCUGAAGAGCCACAACGCGGCAUGUCAGGAGAACAAUGACCUCCAGCCCUACCUACCCAUCCCUCACGUCAGAGACUCCCUGGUCCAACCCCAGGACAGAAAGAAGCUGAAGAAGGUUUGGGACCGGGCCGUGACCUUCCUCUCAGCCAACGAUAGCCGUAUCAGGACGGAGUCUCAGCGGAUUGGUGGAGCUGACUUCCUGGUGUGGAGGUGGCUCCAGCCGUCUCUGAGCUGCGACCAGAUCUCACUCAUCCCCUCCAAAGUCUGGCAGGGCAAAGCAUUCCCUCUGGACAGGAGGAACUCCCCUCCCAACAGUUUAACACCGUGUCUCAAGAUCAGAAACAUGUUUGAUCCAGUCAUGGAGGUUGGUGAAAACUGGCACCUGGCCAUCCACGAGGCCAUCUUGGAGAAGUGUUGUGACAACGACGGUAUCGUCCACAUCGCUGUCGACAAGAACUCCAGAGAGGGCUGUGUCUAUGUGAAGUGUCUGUCAUCAGAGCACUCAGGGAAAGCCUUCAAGGCGCUACACGGCUCCUGGUUCGAUGGGAAGCUGGUGACGGUGAAGUACCUGCGUCUGGACCGCUACCACCAGCGGUUUCCCCAGGCCCAGGGCUGUACCACCUCCCUGAAGCCCUCUGGUACUCACAUGAACACCAUGUCCAGGCUACGUCACCACACCAGCCCUGAUACCAGCACUAACGCUAACUCUCUAGGCUUCUCCUGAGGGGGGGGGGCAGAUUACCCCAGCCUCCUCUCUCCCUCAACCCCACAGCUACCAACCCAACCAGCUCCUUCUUACCACAGUGUAACGGUCUCACCUCAACACAAGCCCCCCUUCCUUCAGUCUCCCCUUAGCCAGCCUCCACUGGGGGUGAUGGUGGCUUGGUCUGUCAACUCACAGGGCUGGGUGAACCGUCUGUCUCGACUCACAGGGCUGGGUGAACCGUCUAUCCAACUCACAGGGCUGGGUGAACCGUCUGUCCAACUCACAGGGCUGGGUGAACCGUCUGUCUCAACUCAC